CGGAAUUCUGCAACGUCAAUCAACAGCUUCGUAGCUGUGUCUCGAGGAGACUGCGAGGCUCGACGUCGCUCACUGUUCCCGUGAAGGAGACUACGAGGAGGGAAUAGCAUGCGCGAUGGAGGCUCCUGGACCCUUGACCCCGCCUGCUCCGGAGGUCGCGGAAGAGGACAAAGAUGAGGAGGAGGAGUUUGACGACGAGCCGCCAUUUGAUGAGUGGGAUCUGCAGCACGAGCAUCGAGAUGCAGACUCCGCUUAUGGCGAUGACACCGGUAGCAGGAUGAACUACGGCUCCAUAAGUGAGAGCAUAUACAACUUUCGCGAGGAGAAUGGCAGGACUUAUCAUGCAUACCGCAAUGGACAUUCUUACGUUCUCCCCAACGAUUUGAGAGAACAAUACAGAAUGGACCUCGCGUACCACUCCAUUUUGCGGAUGUUUGACGGGAAGCCCUUUUUUGCACCCAUAGAGAAUCCCCAGAGGAUUGUUGAUAUGGGCACUGGGACGGGUAUCUGGGUCGUGGACGUUGGUGAUCAGUACCCCUCCGCGCACGUCUUGGGAAUCGAUAUCAGUCCUAUCCAGCCGAGUUGGGUCCCUCCAAACGUGGAAUUCCGAUACGAUGAUAUCAACUUACCAUGGGUGUACGAACAACCCAUAGACCUUGUGCACAGCAGGAUCUGCUCCGGACUUGCAAUCCGCGACUGGCCAAAGUACCUUUCUGAGAGUUACCGCUGUCUGCGGCCAGGCGGCUGGGUCGAGGCCCAAGAGUUCUACAUGGAAGCCAAAAGCGACGACGACUCAUUUCCCCCAGACAGCGCGAUCAUCCAGUGGCACGAGGCGUGCAACAAAGGAUUCUCGCUUGCUGGUUGCAAUGUGCGCGUCUCGGCCCAGGAUCUCAAGAGUUUAAUGAAAGAAGCCGGGUUUGUGAAUAUUCAGAUGCUGGAGAUGAAGUGGCCGAUGAGCCCAUGGAAUGAGGAUGAGAAGCUGAGGGAGGCGGGCCUGUACAUGAUGGAUAGUACAUUGCGUGAGCUCCGUGGGAUAUCCUUGGAGGUCUUGACCAAAAUUCAGGGAUGGAAAAUCGAGGAUAUGGACUUAUUGCUCGCGAAGGUUAAGAAGGAAUGGUUCCGAGAGGAUAUCCAUGGAUACUGGCCACUAUUUGUCGUAUACGGCCAGAAACCUUUAGAUACCUGAGGGAAAGGGAUGAGCAUGUUUUGAACUCAGCGGACAGAUCGUUACGAAAUCAUUUUUCGGACUUCUGUCUUCCGAACUUGACAUCAAGCUUCGACGAUCCGAGUGUAGCGGGAGAUAUUAUGAGUGCGCGGGAUAACGAGUGAGCGGAAUGGUAACUCGAACUUCUUGACAUUUAGAUGGAAAGGGCGAGGAAAAUCUAUCGAGUCUGUUGAGAGCGCGAGGUUGUGACAAAAAAGGGGGAGAAACUGGACUCGGGCGCACUUCACUUGAAUCACCAUGCUUUUUCGAGAUGAGCUGUUACAAAUUUGAGACUAAACUUUUCUUCGAUGAAGGCUUUGCGCAAAUUAGAUCAAGACUCUCUGAGCUUCUCCUCG
Messenger RNA from Hyaloscypha bicolor E, 1560 nucleotides. Its product is annotated as S-adenosyl-L-methionine-dependent methyltransferase. The coding region runs from base 116 to 1186 and encodes 356 amino acids. Lineage: Eukaryota; Fungi; Ascomycota; Leotiomycetes; Helotiales; Hyaloscyphaceae. The transcript has 10 exons. The record is from RefSeq and is a predicted model, not a curated record. Gene Ontology annotation, molecular function: methyltransferase activity.